GUGAUCAGAAAAGUAGGGGCAAGGUCUCUCGGGUCGCUAGUAGUCAGCCAGUUCUGGUAUAAAGCAAUCUACAUACGAAUGGAUUCCAAACGCGCGUCAACGUUUCAACGAGAAAGACGGGUACAAUCGUUCAAUUUCUUCAACGAGAAGGAAAAAAGAGAGAAAUCUUACAGUUAUAAUCCUUUCAAAUCGCGCGUGUAUCAAAUAACUUUAUUGUUUUGGGAUAUCUUUCUACGACGGCCUGUGAUCGAUUUACAAUAUUUUACAUUGAUUUAUUGACUGACUUUUCGCAUUGAAGGGAACAACUGACUUUUGAAUAAGGAAUAGAAAAUCAAAAUGUCUCAGCCUAAUUCAUCAUCUAGUAAUUCUGGAAAUUCUGGUCAUCCUGAUAAUUCUGGCAAUAUUGGUAACCAUGGUAAUUCUAAUGGUAAUAAUUUUCGUCAACCUGGUAAUUCUGCUCGAGGAAGAUGGAUCAGAGGUCGAAAAUCAAUAGGUCGAACUUUUCCUCCAGGUCAAUGCAUUUGUACCAGAGAAAAUUCUCUUGUAGUCUGCAAUGCUUGUGGAUUUUUUAAAACUGGCAGAAUACAUCAUUCCUGUCCUGUUCAUCAUCAGAUGAGCUGCGAUUUGCUACCGGAAUGGCUAAAUCUUUUCCUGGACGACGUGGAAACUACUUUGUGUUUGCCGAUAUUGAUUGUUAUGGUUCUUUGCACCAUACAGUUCAUAAUUAAUCAUGCUAUGGACAUUGGACUAACCGUGUAUCAGAACAUUGUGCAAAAAUCAGACGAAGACGAGGAGGUAGUUGAAAAGGAGAAGGGCGAGAAUUUAAUCACCAAGAUCAAA
This is a messenger RNA of Heterotrigona itama, 840 nucleotides long. The record is from the annotation of a GenBank genome assembly. Lineage: Eukaryota; Metazoa; Arthropoda; Insecta; Hymenoptera; Apidae.